Messenger RNA from Gasterosteus aculeatus aculeatus (three-spined stickleback), 2543 nucleotides. NCBI's taxonomy places the organism in Eukaryota, Metazoa, Chordata, Actinopteri, Perciformes, Gasterosteidae. The record is from RefSeq and is a predicted model, not a curated record.
AGCUCCGCGUUUUCCCUCGCGCUCGGUCCAGGAGGUCACUCGGCGCGGAGGACACGAAGAAGAAGAAGUCCGCUCCGCUCUUAUUCAACGCCGCUCGCCAUUAAACAGGCCGAUGAGCAGCGCGGCGUGCCGGAGAGUCCUGCGGGCGGCCGGCUCCUCUGCCGCGGGCCCCCCCCCCUGCUCCUCCUCGGCCCUCCGCAGCUGGGUCGCGACCUCCACCUCCCGCUGUGCGCCCCGCAGGGGGCUGUCCGCGGCGGGCAGCAUCAACGUGUUCAACCGGGACAUGAAGAAGCGGCAGAAGAACUGGGCGGCGGCGCUGCGGGACGGACACCAGUACGACUACCUGCGGGACGAGGUUGGCAGUCGAGUGGCAGAUCGGGUCUAUGACAUCGCGAGGACGUUUCCUCUGGCUCUGGACAUCGGUGCUGGAAAAAGUCACAUUGCAGAGCAUCUCAGCAAGGACGUGGUGGAGCGUUUGUUCCUGACGGACGUCUCGGAGGAGACUCUGAAACAAACCAGACGGAGUGAAAUCCCGACUCAUCGGAUUCUUGCUGACGAGGAGUUUCUGCCGUUUAAAGAAAACACCUUUGACCUUGUUUUGAGCAGCUUGAGUCUGCACUGGAUUAACGACCUGCCUGGAGCUCUCAAACAGAUCCACCAGGCGCUGAAGCCGGACGGCGUGUUCAUCGGGGCGAUGGUGGGCGGCGAGACGCUCUACGAGCUGCGCUGCUCCCUCCAGCUGGCUGAGACCGAGAGAGAGGGAGGCUUCUCCCCCCACGUCUCCCCCUACACCGCCGUCACGGACCUGGGCAACCUGCUGGGCCGGGCCGGCUUCACCAUGCUCACCGUGGACAUUGAUGAAGUUCAGGUCCACUACCCGGGAAUUACUGAAGUCAUGACCGACCUUCAGGGCAUGGGUGAGAGUAACUGUGCCUGGAACAGGAGGUCGAUGCUGCACAGAGACACCAUACUAGCAGCAGGAGCCAUUUAUAAAGAGAUGUACGGUAACGAGGACGGCUCCGUCCCGGCCACCUUCGAGGUCCUCUACAUGAUCGGCUGGAAGCCUCAUGAGUCUCAGGCCAAACCAGCAAAGCGAGGCUCGGCUAGCUUGUCCUUUGGGGAUUUGUCAAAGAUCGGCCAGCCGACCAGCAGCACGGAGCAGUCAUAGGUUCACCUGAGCCAACAAACGGCUGACAUCCCGCAGAUUGUAAAUAAUAGAUUUGAUUUUAAAUAAAUAAAAUGAGCAUGAAAAAGAACCAAAAGGGCUCCAUGAGAACGUUGUUUCCUCUCACAACCACACGGCACGUGAUGCUCCGAAGGUGACGAUUCACUAAGCUGCAGCAGUGCGCGCUCGUAGCUCCGUUAGCUGUUAGCAAAACAAACAAAAUGAAAAACUUAAUGUGUGUUUCCAAAACCAGUUUGUUUCCUAUUUCUGCAGAAUGACAUCUGACUAACCGCCUCUUUUCCACUGCAACCUCAUGAGUCAUCACUUCCUCAUGAUUAAACAAGAAAGCUUUAUUCGUCGUUUGUCACUGAACAAGAUCCACAGGCUGCAGAGAUGUUGCUCCUCCGUCUCUGCUUGGUCCUCACUGGAUGUUUCUGUUGCAGCCGCGCCGAUCGUCCUCAGCAGACUGUGCUGCAGGGCGCCGAGGCCACGCUGCUCUGUCCCGACGAGACGGGAGACGUCACAUGGAGGCGGUUCAUAAACGGCAAACUGGUGGCGCUUGUCACCGUCACAGACGGCGUCGAGAAGAUGGAAGAUAAACGCUACGGUUCCCGGGGGAAGACCUCCCUGGUGAUCAGAGACGUCACGUCAUUUGACUCCUCCAUGUAUUUCUGUAACCACAAGAAGGUGUAUCUGACCGUGACAAAAGAUCCCAGCGAGGUGGGUCCCGAUGGCGGACGCGAGGGCGCCACGCCAGCAAACGCCGGGCCGGGAACCGCCGGAGACGCAGGGAACCGGCCCCCAUCAGGGCGCUGGAAAGGACCCGUUGGGAUGGUGGCGGGAGCCGCGUUGGUGAUCUUGGGGGUUUUAACACUGAACUUCUGCCACCAAAAGCGAACGGAGAAAACCAACAGGCUGCACAAGACGGAGGCGAUUUAUGAGGAGAUCGACGUAGGCCGGCAGUCUCGUUCGGAACGUCCGCACCACUUCGCAAGCGUCGGCGAAAUGGCAAACCAGCUCCCCGCCAGAGGACGCGUCUGGCGGGAGUGUGUGUACUCACUCGCCCAAAGCCCACCGAGCACAGGAAGCGUGGGCGGAGAGGACGGCGUUCCGGUCGGUGGCCUUUCACACUCUGUAAUCUGAUCGUGAUAGAAACCGCUCCGUCGCUCUAAAGGUUGACGUUGUGCCUCUUUGAGGCCAAAAUGAAUAUUCUGACAUGAUGCAACGCUCUGGAUGCAGCUGUUUUCGCACCGAACAUUUAAAGACAUAUUCUCAACUAAUGAAGCCUGAAGCUGUGCAUUGUUCCUUUAAACACAAGCCCUGAAACCUGUAACGCAUCUCGCCUCCUAAAUAAAACACUUUGAGUCACAAACAUCAA